Prionailurus viverrinus (fishing cat) is the source of this 7238-nucleotide messenger RNA. RefSeq names its product family with sequence similarity 168 member B (gene FAM168B). The record is from RefSeq and is a predicted model, not a curated record. NCBI's taxonomy places the organism in Eukaryota, Metazoa, Chordata, Mammalia, Carnivora, Felidae. Bases 2027 to 2614 code for a protein of 195 amino acids. The transcript is spliced from 7 exons.
CCUCUGUGGCCUUUGCAUAGUGCUUUGCUUAUCUUGAAUUCAGUUGAGUAAAUGAAAUUAGAUCCUGGCACAGGAUAGAGAAACAGUUUUGGAAGGUAUGCACUUUCUAGAGAUCAUAGUUGAGCUACAGAGAUAGAUGGAAUUUAUGAGGGUUUCCACAGUUCUUAUGUUGUACAUCCACUAAGAAUGGGUUAAAAGUGCAGGACAAUAGGGACUGGAAGUUGUCAAUUUGCUUAUUUAUUAAUUUAUUUAUUGCCAAUUUGCUUAUUCUUAAACUGUGGGAUAACAUACAUAAUUAAUUCUCCUGCUUGCUUUCUAUGGCUGCCUAUUAUUUUCUGUCAUCUGUAUUGUAGACAUGUGCCAUUCACUGUAAUAGCCUAUAGUCUCAUAUGACUAUUUAAAUUUAAGUUGAGGGGUGCUUGGCUGAUUCAGUCAGAGAAGUGUACAACUCUUGAUCUCAGGGUCUUGAGUUCAAGCCUCACUUGGGUAUAGAGAUUAUAUAAAUAAAUAAACUUUAGAAAAACAAAUUUGAGUCAGAUAAAUUUAAAAAUCAGAUCCUGCAGUAGCCAAGCCAUGUUUUUGGGUGCUCAGUAGUUACUUUUCGCUAAUGGCUGCCAUAUUGGAAGGCACAGAGAGCAUCCUCAUAGUUGCAGAGAGUACUGUUGGCCUGUACUGAUCUAGAUUUAUCUUUUACCUGUAAUUGUGAAUGUCAUGGUAAAGUUGGCAUCUGCCUUUUGGUUUAGAAGUUUAAAAAAAAAAUUAGUUUUUCAGAUAAUGAAUAUCCAAAUCACAGAUGUUUCUAAUUUAUUCCUAAUUUAGACUAGAACUUGUUACAAAGGUUAAGGAUGGGACCUUGUGUAUUUUUUUCUGUAUUGAACUGCUUGAUUAUGAAUAUGCUAAAUGAGUCGGGUAAGCUGAGACCUUGAGGUAGUUAAUUUUUGCAAUAUGUCUUUGUAAUGGAAUUUGAUACCUACAGUAUUUGAAGGUGCAUGUGUUUUUUAAGAAAAUCAGCAAGUACUUGCACCUGUUUUGUGCCAGAUACUGUUAUUGGUGCUGCAGUAAAUAGGACUGAGUCCCUGUUCGCUGUCUGCAUGGGGCCACUUUCUAGUUGGGGAUGUGGUAAGGGAGGCACACGCUAAACAAGUAAAUACAUGUACAUUUUAUUAAUUUUUUUAAGUAGACUUUUUUAGAGCAGCUUUAAGUUCACAGCAAAAUUGAACAGAAAGUACAGAGAAUUCCCAUAUACCUAUUGCCUGUCAUCCCUCCACCCUGUGGUGUUUUUAUUUUUAAAUUUAGGGUCCCCCUUAAUCCUUACUACCAUGUAAAUUUGUGUGAGUGACUUACUGGACGAGGAAUGCAGAAUAGUCUUGAUUAAACUCACUUUCAGAAAAUACUUUGGGCGAUAGAAUUCAGAGGAGCUUGCUGAAGAUACUGAUGAGAAUCAUAUUUCUAUUGAGGAAGGGGUAAAUUCAUGGUUGUAGCUGGGUAAGUUGAACUUUACGGAAAAAGAUUGUGAAAAAACAUUGAAUGGGUUAAUAGAGUUGCUGGGCUGUAGCUGAUUUUUCUUUUUAAGAAAAUAUAUGUAUAUUUAACAAAAGUUAUUUAAGAAACAAAGAAAAGUGCAAAAAGAACACUAACCCCACCCCAUCUAGAGACAGUCUCUGUUCAUAUUUUUAUAUUCUCCCAGAUCUUUUCUGCUUGUGUUGGAAGUACACAUGCCUGUGCCUAUACUAUGUGCGGGUGCAGAUUUGAUAUCAUACUACAUAAUGCAACAUCAUUCCCUUCCUUUUUCUAUAUAACAUUAUGUCAGUGAUGUUCUUAAACACUUUAAAAAGUAGCUGUACAAUAUUUCAUAUUCUGAAUAGAUCUGGUUUACUUAACUAUUCUUUGUUAUAAGGACAUUUAAAUUAUAAGGAUUUUUUUUUUCACUGGUUUAAGUAGGGCCGUAGAGAGCACUUUUUCCCUUUAACUUCCUAUGGACUGAAGAAGCUGUGAAGGAAAGUUUACAAUAUUAGUUCUUGAAAUCAUGAAUCCUGUUUAUAGCCCUGGUUCUUCUGGGGUUCCCUAUGCAAAUGCCAAAGGAAUUGGUUAUCCAGCUGGUUUCCCCAUGGGCUAUGCGGCCGCAGCUCCUGCCUAUUCCCCCAACAUGUACCCUGGAGCAAAUCCUACCUUCCAAACAGGUUACACUCCUGGCACACCUUACAAAGUGUCCUGUUCCCCCACCAGCGGGGCAGUGCCACCAUACUCCUCCUCCCCCAACCCCUACCAGACUGCUGUGUACCCUGUGCGAAGUGCCUACCCCCAGCAGAGCCCCUAUGCACAGCAGGGCACGUACUACACACAGCCCCUGUAUGCAGCACCCCCUCAUGUCAUCCACCACACCACGGUGGUGCAGCCCAACGGCAUGCCAGCAACAGUGUACCCUGCUCCCAUCCCUCCACCUAGAGGCAAUGGCGUCACCAUGGGCAUGGUGGCUGGGACCACUAUGGCCAUGUCAGCAGGUACCCUGCUGACCGCCCACUCCCCAACUCCUGUUGCCCCCCACCCAGUCACUGUGCCCACGUAUCGGGCCCCAGGAACGCCCACCUACAGCUACGUGCCCCCUCAGUGGUGAUCACCCUGCAAAUGUUUGAGGAUGGAGCUGUGCAGUCACAUCUUGGAGGUUCCACAGCUGGUGCUGCAGGCCUCGCGCCUCCAACCUGGACUUUCUUCUUAAUGCUCUCGACACUUAGCUAACACUACUCUGGCCCGGCCCAGCAGGUCCCAGCGCCAUUAGUUUCCAACUGACUCUGUGGGUUGGUCUUAAAGCAAUUCCUGUUUUGUGGGCUGCCUGGCAAUUUUUUAGCUAACUGUAAUGAUAAAAAGGGAGUAUUAAUCUAUUCUGAAUCAUAUCUAGUUGAAUGCAUGUUUAAAAAAAACAAACAAAAAACAAAGCUUGCUCAAUCUACCUGCAGUGACUGAUGCAAAACCAUCAUAUGCAAAACCCAAAGGAAUGGAAAAGCAUUUUACAACUUGUAUCACUAAUGCACUGUUGUAAUGUAUGCAGAGUCUUCAAGUUAUAAGUGUUAAAGUGAAUUUCUUCAUAGAGUAUCUGAAAUCCCUUGGAUGAUUCUUCAGCCUUUGGGGUUGAUGUGGGUUGCCAGUUGGUAACGUGGACUUUGAGUUUUCAGCCAUCUGUUUCUUUCACACUGACUGCACGGGAAGAGAGUCGCAGGGACAGGGAAAGUGCAGGGUGGGCCACCACUGCCUGGGGCACAGCCAGCUUUCUGGACGUCCCUUUCCUUGCCGUUUAGGCCUGCCUAAACAUUGUGGUGUGGACAUUCUUAGAGAUGAUCAUGAAAGUAUAGUUGUAUGGCCAGUACAGUUAGGGGCAAGAGGUUGUGUAUCAGCAAAGCAGUUUUCUCUGCCAUCUCAAUUUUCAUUACAAGUCUCCUACACGUAGAGAUGAGGUUUUCUGUGUCUUUAUUGGGAAAGUCUUAUGUAGAACUAAAUUAUUUUCCUGGGAUGGAAGAUGUGUGAAGGAGAAACAGUCACACUUGGAGGAGGUAUUGGUUUCUCCUUUGUUUAGCUUAGAAAACCAUUCGUCCCUCCCGCCCCCAGAAGUUUCAGUACGGAAAACAUAUGUAGGCAUUGCUGUCCUCUACCACUCCCCCACCAACGAAGGGCAAAGAUUUCAGCUGUCUGUUACGAAGAAAGUUAAAUAUUUAAAAGAACUAUUAAAAGGGAACAAAACUUGAUUUGAAAUUGUUUCUUGUAGAGAGGCAGGGCUGUGGCUGUGUUUCAGCCCAUCCACCUGAAGGGGCCUUGUCAUCUGACGCCAUCUGGAGGAGACUUCUGGAGAUGGGUCUGGGGAGGUGUGAGGGAGGGGCUGGUGCCUCUGGUCUGUGAGCCUUGUCUGCCAUCUGUAGCUGAGGGCUCUCAGCACAAAGCAGGUAUGGACAGCAAGGGCCCAGGCAGCAUCAGAAUGCAUUUGCCUGCCAGGAUUUAUUUAGAAAGGAAUUUGUGUUUAAAGUCAGAAUAUUGUAUAUAAGAAAUGAAGGGGAUUUUUUUUUUUUUUUUUUUUUUUUUGCUUAAAUGUGCCCAGCUUGUAUCAGUGGGAGUGUGUCUGUUCACAGAGGGGGUGGGAGGGUGAGGGUUUUGUUCCCUUUCAGCAGUCUGUCAGGUGGGGGUGGGUGUGCUCCUAUUCACCCCAUCAUUUCAAGUGUAUGGGCUUUGGUUGGGGAGGGGACCCUGCUCUUAACGUCUCUGGCAGCUAGGUCAGGGCUCUGGCACUGGUUUGGCUUUUGGCCCCAUUUCCUGAGUGGGACACCUGACCCCUGAGUCUUUGGUAACCUUAUUUUUUAUAGUAAGUACCCCAUAAUUUUCUUUUUUCACGUUUUAUUUUAUAAGAAGUUUAGGAAUAUUUUUGCAUGGAUCAUUGUAAACAGAAGGUUCCUUAUUCCUAAUGUCUAUUAACAUAGUGUGCUUACUGAUAAGUACCUUAAAUUGCUUCAUUAGCACUUAACCCACGUGUGUCUGUGUGUGUGUGUGUGUGUGUGUGUGUGUGUGUGUGUGUGGAGAGAGAGAGAGUGUGUGUGUGGAGAGAGAGAGAGAGAGAGAGAGAGUGUGUGUGUGUGUGUGUGUGUGUGUGUGUGUGUGUGUGUGUGUACCAUGUACCCCAGGCACACAGUUUGUGUCUACUUUAGCUCUGUGCUGGUUAUUCCAUCUGUACGGUGGAUGGUUUAUAAUAUCCAUGAGGUUCCAAGGGUUCCAGGGCUGAACUGAUCAAGUAACAGAAAAGUCCAUUUCCCCAGUUUAGUGUAAUAGAUUAGGAGAAAAUAUGAUUUUAGUGUAUGCUUUAAAAAAGCCCUAAACAUCAAAAUGGGAAAACACACACACACACACACACACACACACACACACACACAUAUCCUAUGUGUAAGGGUGGAGUCACUCAAAUGUAGAAGUUAUAUCGGAUGCUUCAUUGGGCUUGCUUGAGACAUGGUGCACACAGGGUGAGUGUUUUCACAAGCACUGAAUUAAAUAGUGUUUUCAAGAGCAAGAAGGUUGGGUUGCGUUUUGCCCCCAUUUACAUCAGCUCAUAAACACUUUACCCCCUAUAAUUUUUUAAAAUCUUUUUUCCCUUUUGUGAAGGUGAGUUGGGAGACUUUAUCAAAUACCUUUGCAUAAUGGAAUACAUCUGUGUGGAAAUCUUUUCGCAUCAGGGCAUCAGCUACCAAAUAUAAUGAAAGGUAAAUCUUAUCUAGUAGGUAAGAAUCUGGACAUAUGAAUAGUAGCAAAACUAUCAUAGAUUGUAAUUUUAACAGCAGUUCCAGUAAAAAUAAUUAAGGAAUAGAACUUGUUAUAAAAUUGCAUAAUUUGAUAUCCCAAGCAUAAUUGUGGAACAGAGAAAUGGCCUUUUUUUUUUUAUGUGACAUUCCUAAUUUGAUACUCUUUCAGCUGAAUUAUGGUUCUUUUGGAAGUGGAGACAGGUAGGCAAGGACCUAAUUCCUCUAAACAUGAACAUCAUCAUCAUGGAUAAUUAAAAAAAAUCUUCUACAGCCUCUCUGCCAAGGUUCAGGAGGCCUGUUUCUCUGCUUAUGGAAGUUUUGUUUGGAUCUGGGCCUGGUGACUUGAGUGUUUAGUGAUGAGCAAUGUUCCCAUCAACCCACUGCCUCUGAGAAGUGAGGCCAACAUCAGGACCAGGGCCAUUCGUGGGAGGCAUGAAGGCAAGGCGCUUCCAGAACCUUUUAUGUCUUCUGUGUUAAAUCUUGUCAGAACAUUCUUGUUGGUAUGGUUAAUGAGGCCUACCAGUUGCUGUUCUGUGAAUCUGUUUCUUGAGUGCUAUGCAAAUGUAUUUAUAGGACAUGAGAGAGGUCUUGAGACUUGGGCUGGGUACUUGUUGGUGAGCAUCCUGCCCUUCCCACUCUCGGCGUACAGUGCCUUGCUCCAUCUGGUGGCACCAUCGCUUCUGUAAUAAGAGGAAAUAUAUUCUUACGGCAUUUUGGAUAUGCUGAUAUCUGGCACAUGAGUUUCUGUGAGUGUGCCUGCCAGUUGGUGGUGAAAGGGUGGCACACACCAACCACAUCAAUAUUGGGGCCUACUUCAAAAGGAAAUCCACCCUUCUUCACCUGUUCCUGUACACAUUUGGAAACAGUAUUACUCUGACUGGUUGGGCCACCUUCUCCCCACCUGGCAGCUAAUGGCUGGAUACCCUAGUCGUCGCCAACCUGGGUGUUGCCCAGUCAGGACAGGAUGCCUGUCUGACCCCUCAGCAGGCCCAUGGGCAGUUUUAAGGGCAAGUGCUUGGAGAGUGAGGGGCAGCUUCUGGUUCUUUCUGGUGCUUUCUAAGGGUGGGGGGGUUCUCUAGAGAGGAGUGUGGUUGGCUCAGGGGAAGGGCAGACUUCUUAGCUGUUUCUAGCAUAUCUCAAAUAUUUGUGUUUUUCCCCUGAGCUGUUUAUUAUUCAGCCUGAGCUCUCUGAAGGUGCGUCAGACUAUUUUGAACAGACGGAGAUGACGCGCUGCAGAGGAGGGUCUGAUCAUUUUGGGUAGAAAGUUGCAAAGUUGGUCUUACGUGUUUUAGAGGAUUUGUCGUGUCCCCCCCCCCCCCCCCCCCAUUCAUUUGAAGAACAGAAAACCCUAGGGGUAAUCUUAAAGUUUUCUCACUUGGGACAGGGAGACAGAGGAGAGGCAGGCAUCUGUUCAGGGAACCUGCAGUGGGCUUCAGGAAAUGUGUGCUCCCAGGGCUGUUGUGUUGGAGAUGACAGGUGUCUCGUUUGGGCCUCCUGAGCCCUGUCAGUCUCCCAUGGGUCCUUGUGUAGACUAGUGGUCAGUAAAAUAGAUGGGCUCUGCUGUGCUCCUGGCAGGGUUUAACGUGAUGGCUGCUCUGAGGAGAGGUCCCAAGGAGCCACGUGGGUUGUGACUGACUAGGAAAUGGUUCCUUUUUUUUUUUUUUAAUGAUUUUUAAAUACUUUUUUUAGACCGUUUUCUUGGUACUUUUUUUAAGCUUAUGUCGGCAUUGUCUUCCAUUGUUAAAGGCAUCCCUCACCUCUGCAUUGAACUUACGGUGUCAAUCAAUACAAAGGAAUGGAACAUCCAUCCUGAGCCAGUUCCAUUAAGUGUAAAUUCAUACUAUUUUAAUUUUUUAUGCAAUCUGAUGAGUAGAGCUCAGAUUUAAAAUUCUUAAAAGCACGUUUAUUGUAACAAGACUUGUUAUGUAUUAAUACUGCAGUUUUCAAUAAAGAUUGACUUGUGUUGCA